Myripristis murdjan (pinecone soldierfish) is the source of this 1747-nucleotide messenger RNA. RefSeq names its product myosin-2 heavy chain, non muscle-like. NCBI's taxonomy places the organism in Eukaryota, Metazoa, Chordata, Actinopteri, Holocentriformes, Holocentridae. The transcript has a single exon. Bases 71 to 1747 code for a protein of 558 amino acids. The record is from RefSeq and is a predicted model, not a curated record.
CAUUAAAGACUUGGCAAACCAAGUUCAGAAGGAAAAAGAAGAACUUGACAAUGUCAUCACCAUUAGUGCUAUGAAACAAAAAGAAUUAGACCUCAAGGAUGAAGACAUCAAAAGACAGGCACAAGACUUGCAAAAGAGCCGUGACACCAUGCUGGCAGAAAGAGAAGAGCUGGAACUUUUCAGGAAGGAUCUCCACCAGAAGAAAGAAGACAUUGAAGCUACCUUGGAAGGUAUCGAUGGAGAGAAAGAAUAUCUCAAGCAAAUUAAAGCUGACAUUGAUAGAGACAGAGAAAUGCUUGGAGAUGAAAAGGACAGACUGGAGAUAGACUGGUCCAACCUGAGAAUGAGAGAGGAGGAGCUCUUCACAAAACUGACAGCCACUGAAAAUUUGAGGGCAAAACUCAAACAGCUGAAUGAUAGGUCACGUGAAGACAUUAGAACAAAAAUGGACAGAUUGCAACAGAAAAAUGAAGCCAUAGAAAAACUCUGCACUACACUGAAGGAAAAGCAUGUGCAACUUGAUGAGGAGAAAGAAAAGAUGGAUGCUUAUGUUGAAAUGAUUGGGAGAGAAAAGGAAAGACUGAUGAGAAUGAGGUCAAAUAUGCGCAUACAACAUCAAGUAACGGAGAAUGAAGUGAACAAAAAGCUGUUGAUGGAAAAACAUAAGGACGACCUAGGAAUUAAAAGACAAGAUACACGAAAAAUCCAAGAUGAUCUACAACUGCAACAAAAUGAUUUUGGUCUUGUCAUUGGUAAGACAAAGAGAGAGGAAGGGAGAGGUGUUGAGGAAAUGGUUCUCCAAACUAAGAAAAAGAUAGAUGAAUUUGAGCCUGAACCUGUUAUGAAAACAGUAGAUGACCAGAGCACUGAAAUGAAGGCAAGAAAACAAACACAAAUUAAAAAUGUAGUUGAACUUUUACAGAAUUUAAAGACAAAGAAGGAAGACAUUGACCAGAAGACGCUUCAGUUAGAAACACAAAUAACCAAAGAUAAGAUUGAGGAAAAAGACAACAUGUUGAGACCUACUGAGCUUGAAACAGGGGACAUUUACACACACAGACUGGAAAAAGAUUCUCCACAAUACACUGACAAAGAUCUUGAACAAAUGGCAAUACCAGGCCAGGAUGAUUUCACAGAGGAUGACAUCUCAGAAAUAGAUCACUUAAGAAAGAUCUGGAAAGAGACUAAAACAGAGCGGAAGGAGAUUGAUCAAAUUAAGCGCAGAGGUCAUGAGAUGAAGAAGAACCUGGAAAAAAGACUCAAGUUGAUCAACGAUUUUGUUAGGAAAACUUGGGUACAAAGAGAUAAAGAGCCAUUACAAAAGAUGGAUGUUGUGCUGGAGCAAGGACAUCUUACCCAUGAAAGUCACCGGGAGACAGACCGAAAGAUGCUACAUGACAAAUACAGAGAGCUCGAGCUACUUAAGGUACAGAUGCUCAGACAGAUUGAAAAACUAAAUUUCAAAGAAAAAGUUGCAACUACUGAGAAAGCCAUGCAAACACUCGAAGUGGAUGUAACCACACAGGGAGUGAUACUGCAGCUGACAGAGGAACAAACUGACAGGACGGCCAAAAAGUCUCAAGUGACUUGUCAAGAACAAGGAGAACAAGCUGAGGAGCAGAAGAUCCAAGAAAGUGCCGCAGCUUCAGGCAGAUCCACUGGACUGGCAUUACUGCGACAUUACUGCUAUCGCUGCUGCUGCCCAUGCUGCGACUGCUGUGGACAAGUGUGCAAUGAAGAGGCAUAA